AUGUUUUUAGUUGCUAGAAACAUCCUAUUUAAAACAAUAUUUGGGAAAUCAACAUGCAUGACAAGAGCUGUUUGCUAUUAUAUUGGAACUGACAAGUCUUUGGAAAUACAACAAGAAGAGUGUGAUGUGGUUGAUAUCAUAUCUGCAAAAAGUUCAUUAAAACUGAUAGAGAAUUUAGACUUGGAAGAUAUAUCAGUCAAAUUUAAUGAUGGAAUGAUCUUUUUUUAUCAAAAGAUUAUUAGAUAUUGUUUGGAUUUGGAGCAAGGUUUUCAACAAGUUUUCCAAAUCGAUUCAACUCGUGAAGAUCAAAAAGGAUAUUGUUGGCAAGAGGUUGAGGAAUAUUCAUAG
This is a messenger RNA of Cavenderia fasciculata, 348 nucleotides long. RefSeq lists its product as uncharacterized. Lineage: Eukaryota; Evosea; Eumycetozoa; Acytosteliales; Cavenderiaceae. The record is from RefSeq and is a predicted model, not a curated record. The coding region runs from base 1 to 348 and encodes 115 amino acids. The transcript is spliced from 3 exons.